GCGAGCAUUGCAUGUGUACACGCUCAUCUCUCAACCCACGUCAUGGAAGUUGCCAGUAUUUCCCUUGUCGUGGGGAGUCUCCUCACCAAUUCGGCAACUGCGUUGCUCGUGAUCCAGAACUUUGCUAGGAGCACACAGACGGUUGAGCGACUGCAGCGCGAGUUCUGUGUCUUGCAGCAUGUUUUAGAGGACUGUUUUGAGAUGAUCAAGGGUGACGCCACUGCUUCAGAGUCAAUAGAAUCCUGCCUUGAGAUGUGCUUACACAAGUAUCGCGACCUCCUGGAAAUACUCGACAGCCUGCUGUCGAAACCCAAGUUUUGGCGGCUUUUUUUGUACACAAUCAAAGAGCACGAGUUGUUCACAAGUUACAACGGCUUUCGGGAUUCCGUCUUGCUUCUCAGGGAUCUAUCUUCAGACUUGAAGAUGAAUAGACAGUUCGUGCAAAUUAGCAUCGCAAUGGCAACAAUCAUGGCGGAGGGUGAGGAUGACGAUGCGGAAGACGAUGACGAAGAACCCACAGACGAAAGUGACACAGCUGGCCACCCGCACAACCAACCAGAAGGAACACAGAAGGGAGCCACAAAAUCACCAGCAAAACGACGGAGAUAUAGGAAACGCGGUUCACAAUUCUUUUCCGAGCUGGCAGACCUAAUGUCAUCAGACUUCACUAGGAGUAUUUUCCUGAUGAUCGAGUUAGAGGGUAGGGAUGAUCACACAAGAUUCAAGACGGUCCCCGUAAGGAACAAGGUCGACACAGGUAGUGAUGGAAAUUUCGUGAGCCGGUCACUCCUUGAUAAGCACGGUAUGGACCCUGCGAAGAUAAAAGAUAUACCGCACAAGAUGGAAGAGCGUGAGUUCGAGAUGUUGAACAAUUUCAAAUUCACUCCAGAGAAAGAGGUCACGAUCUCCUGGCACAAGCAGAACGACAAAAAGCAGCGAGAGACCACGUUCAUCGUCUUAGACUGCGACUUGUUCGAUGUCCUCACGAGCUCUUCACAAUGGGUGGAUGAAGCGAGGGAAUCUGUUUUAUUCACAAUGAAGCGCCACAAGAAUGAAGCUGAACGGAAGAAUGAGGACCUUGCCUAUCGAGACGCCGAGAAAGAGGCAAAGAAGAAUAUUCAGAAGAAGUUACAGGAGAACAUUCAGAAGCAGCUGCAGGAGACCGAUACACUGGCUAUGCGGAUUGGGUCAUGGAAGAAGGGCGGAGAAACGGGUGAGUCGUCAAGAAGAGAAAAGAAGAGGUAAUCACGGUGAUAGUUCCAGCGCGCAGUCAGUGUCUCAUCUUCAGAUAAUUCUUUACUUGGGAAAUAUGUGGAAGCAAUCCGCCAUGUCUUUGUGUCUGUCAAUACAGAAAUUAACUGUGAGGUGGUAGCAUU
Diaporthe batatas is the source of this 1376-nucleotide messenger RNA. RefSeq lists its product as uncharacterized. Lineage: Eukaryota; Fungi; Ascomycota; Sordariomycetes; Diaporthales; Diaporthaceae. Bases 43 to 1245 code for a protein of 400 amino acids. The record is from RefSeq and is a predicted model, not a curated record. The transcript has 4 exons.